Molecule: messenger RNA, 2046 nt
Organism: Lodderomyces parapsilosis
Lineage: Eukaryota; Fungi; Ascomycota; Pichiomycetes; Serinales; Debaryomycetaceae
Gene: SNF1
Product: AMP-activated serine/threonine-protein kinase catalytic subunit
Exons: 1
Coding region: 1-2046 (681 amino acids)
Biological process (GO): intracellular signal transduction; protein phosphorylation
Cellular component (GO): cytoplasm
Molecular function (GO): protein serine/threonine kinase activity; ATP binding
Source: RefSeq, a predicted model, not a curated record
AUGUCUGAGCCCAAUGAUAUGCAAGUGGAUCAACAACAACCACUGACCCAACAAUAUCAGCAACAGCAACAACAACAAUCACAACCUCAACAAGCGAUUCAACAACCACAACCACAACAGCCACCACCACAACAGCAACAACAGCAACACCAUCACCAUCAUCACCAUCAUGGACACCACCAUCACAAGGAUCAAAAUGCUCAUACUGCCAACUACAUUGGUAAAUACCAAGUUCUUAAAACCCUUGGUGAAGGCUCCUUUGGUAAAGUCAAGUUAGCUCAACAUACAGUUACAGGUCAGAAAGUUGCUUUAAAGAUCAUUAACCGUAAAACUCUUGCUAAAUCGGAUAUGCAAGGCAGAAUUGAGCGAGAAAUUUCCUAUUUGAGAUUAUUAAGACAUCCACACAUCAUUAAACUUUAUGAUGUUAUCAAGUCCAAAGAUGAUAUAAUUAUGGUUAUUGAAUAUGCCGGUAAAGAGUUGUUUGAUUAUAUCGUACAACGAGGCAAGAUGCCCGAAGAUGAAGCUAGACGGUUUUUCCAGCAAAUUAUCGCUGCUGUUGAAUAUUGUCAUCGACACAAGAUUGUUCAUCGAGACUUGAAACCAGAGAACUUGUUGUUGGAUGAUCAAUUAAAUGUCAAGAUUGCUGAUUUUGGGUUGAGUAAUAUUAUGACUGAUGGUAAUUUCUUAAAGACUAGUUGUGGAUCUCCCAAUUACGCUGCACCUGAAGUUAUAUCCGGUAAAUUGUAUGCUGGACCUGAAGUUGAUGUUUGGUCAGCUGGUGUUAUAUUGUAUGUGAUGUUGUGUGGUAGAUUACCAUUUGAUGAUGAAUUUAUACCGGCAUUGUUCAAAAAGAUUAGUAAUGGGGUUUAUACAUUACCUAGUUACUUGAGUUCCGGAGCUAAACAUAUUUUGACAAGGAUGUUGGUGGUUAACCCAUUAAAUAGAAUCACUAUACAUGAAAUUAUGGAAGACGAAUGGUUUAAGCAAGACAUGCCUGAUUAUUUGUUACCACCAGACUUGUCAAAGAGUAAACAUAAAAAGAUUGAUAUUGACGAAGAUGUGAUUAGAGCAUUGAAUGUGACUAUGGGAUAUGAUCGUGAUGAAAUUAUCAAUAUCAUCACAAAAUGUAACAAGCAUUCGUCACCACAACUGCAAAAGAAUGAAAUAUUGGAUGCUUAUUUGUUAAUGAAGGAAAAUCAUUCAUUGGUUAAAGAUUUGAAAAAAUCAAAACUGGAUAAAGUUGAUAGUUUCUCGAGUUCAUCACCCCCACCAACGUCAAGUUUGGGUGGUGAUCAUGGUCCUGGUGGAUCUUCAGGAACAUCUGCUGGAAGUAGCAUUGAAGCUGCCACUGGUGCCACAGGUGCUGGCGGUACUUCUUCAUCUUCUUACCCGUCACACCCGGCCACAAGUUCAGCGCCAGGAGUUCAGCAAUCGUUAACUUAUCAAACAUUGGCUGGUGUGCCUGAUUUGUCACAACUUCCCAACUCCACUAUUGCUAUACUACCAACCAGUUUGCCAUCUAUCCACAGGGCAUUCAUGAGUGAACAUCAACAAAAUUCUCAACAACAGCAAUAUCAACCAACACCGGUUAAAAAGUCGAAAACGAGAUGGCAUUUUGGUAUAAGGUCAAGAUCGUAUCCAUUGGACGUAAUGGGUGAAAUCUAUCGUGCAUUGAAGAAUUUAGGAGCUGAAUGGGCCAAGCCUACUGAAGAAGAGUUGUGGACUAUACGAGUUCGUUGGAAGUAUGAUGUAAGGUCUGGUACAGAUUCUGACAAGACACCUAAUUUAAUGAAGAUGCAAAUACAAUUGUUUCAGUUGGAACCAAACAAUUACUUGGUUGAUUUCAAAUUUGAUGGAUGGGAGCUGGAGCAGGAAGAAGAGGAAGGAGUAGGCAAUACAGGAGAUAAGAAGGAUACUACGUCAUCGGCUAAAGAUCCUCACAGACAUCAAGAUUUAGAUGAAGUUGGUAGUUUUUCAGCGUACCCAUUUUUACAUUUAGCUACUAGAUUAAUUAUGGAAUUGGCUGUUAAUAGUCAAGGUGCAUAA